This is a messenger RNA of Varanus komodoensis (Komodo dragon), 1865 nucleotides long. RefSeq names its product RAD9 checkpoint clamp component A (gene RAD9A). Gene Ontology annotation, cellular component: checkpoint clamp complex. The coding region runs from base 354 to 1487 and encodes 377 amino acids. The transcript is spliced from 12 exons. NCBI's taxonomy places the organism in Eukaryota, Metazoa, Chordata, Lepidosauria, Squamata, Varanidae. The record is from RefSeq and is a predicted model, not a curated record. Gene Ontology annotation, biological process: DNA repair; DNA replication checkpoint signaling; mitotic intra-S DNA damage checkpoint signaling.
ACCCGGGUCUUAUUAAUGGGGGGAUUUACUAGCCUUCUGCCUGGGGCUGAAGUGGAGGAGAGGCUCGUCUCAGAGUGGACCCCCACGACCACAGUCCGAUUUAUGGAAUCCGCUACUGGGACGCGUGUUGACCAGUGUCCUGGCGAGUGGCAGCGGAGCCUUGUGGAAGGGAUGCGUGUUGCCAGUGCCUGGCCUUGUAAAAGGCUCCUGUGCCCCAUCCACUCUGAAGUCCUAGAGAGUUAUUUUCAUCACAAAAUGGAGUUGACUACAGAGUACUAGGGGAAGAGUACUAUCGCUGAAUUUUCAUUCCCUUGCCCAGUGUGGGAGAAAACUUGUGGCUUCUCUCCCUUGGCAUGAAGUGCAUAGUUACUGGGGGCAAUGUGAAAGCCCUGGGGAAAGCGGUGCACACGCUGUCCCGUAUUGGGGAUGAAAUCUACAUUGAGCCACUUCAGGAAGGGUUGUCCUUGCGUGCAAUAAAUGCGUCGCGUUCGGCCUAUGCCUGCUUCCUUUUUGCCCCGCUCUUCUUCCAGCACUACCAAGCGGGAGAAGCAGGCGCUGAUGCAGACACAAGUGCUUUCCGAUGCAAAGUGCUCAUGAAGUCUUUUCUGGCUGUGUUCCGCUCACUGCCCUCCCUAGAGAAGACUGUGGAGAAAUGUCUCAUCUCUCUGAGUUCCCGUGCUUGCCGCUUCCGUGUUCAGCUGCACUGCAAGUAUGGUGUUGUCAAGACCCAUGAGUUGUCAUUCCAGGAGUGCGAAUCAUUGCAGGCUGUUUUUGACACAGAAGAGUAUGCCCACGCUCUGCGUGCCCCUCCCAGGCUCUUAGCAGAUGCUGUAGUGCAUUUCCCAGCGACACUGGCAGAAGUGACCCUGGCUGUUAGCCCCAAUGGGAAGGUGAGCUUCCGCAGCUACCUGGAAGAGGAGACAGAGCCUAGCCGGAUGAUGGUGACAGAGCUGUGUCUGAGCGAGGAUGAAUUCCAGGCCUUCCAGGUCAAGGAAGAGACGCAAGUCACAUUCUGCCUCAAGGAAUUCCGGGGUCUUCUGAGCUUUGCUGAGUCCUCAAAUCUUCCCCUUAAUAUCCACUUUGACAUCCCAGGCAGGCCAGCCGUCUUCACUGUGGAAGAUCCUGUGCUGGAAGUCCAGCUGGUCCUGGCCACACUAUCAGAGCCGGAAAACAGCAGUUCCCAAAUGAACAACUGCCCCAAGCCCCCGGCUCCUGCCUGUGACUUUACCAGCGACGACAUUGAUGCUUACAUGAUCGCGAUGGAAACCACGUGCGAUGGCCCGGACAGGCCUCCCAGCCCCACCUUCCCCAGGUGCAGCAACUUGGACGCAAGGGAGUUGGACAGCGGCCACCAGGGUUCUGUCUCUGGCACACCGCCACAAAAAAGGUUCCGUUCUUUAUUCUUUGGAUCAGUUCUAAGCCAGUCACAGUCCCUAGUUUGUUGCAGCCAGGAAGUGCUGGCAGAAGACAGCGAGGGAGAUUCAUGACGUGCACCCGCCUGUAUCAGCACGUGGCGCAUCUCUGCUCCUACCACGGGCAAGGAGAGAUUUCAGCCAGUUUCAUUUUAUUCGGAUAGGCUCUCUCCCACCCUGCUCCAGUAUGGUCUCUUCUUAUUUCCUACUCAGGCAAAGACUUUUCUUUAUCAGCACUCAUUUAAGUAAACUAAGCAGCUUUUGUAUCAUGGAGAAAAAAACAUUCUGGAGACACUUUGCAGAAAGGACCUAAGACCUUCCGGACCGAGACAUUUCACUUGUCGUCUCUUCCCAAAGAUAAGGCUGAGGGUGGAACACUCUUGCAGCAGGUUUCUGGCAAAGAGGGAGACCUGAAGUGCCAAUGUCCUAAUAAAUCUGUUUUUAGAUAUUUGA